Paramecium primaurelia is the source of this 641-nucleotide messenger RNA. Lineage: Eukaryota; Ciliophora; Oligohymenophorea; Peniculida; Parameciidae. The record is from the annotation of a GenBank genome assembly.
AUGAGUUUAUGGGACAGAGAAGAUAAUUAAAAUAAUUUUAAAUAAAUAGAUUAGAAUUAUGAAGUUGAUCAAUACUCUUUUAAUCAAAAUGAUAAUAUUCCCAAUUAUAGAACAUAUAUUUCAUAUGAAAAAGAAAACAAUACUAUUUAAAGAUUUUAAACUCUAAUGCUUAAAGAAACCAAUACCAAAAAUAUUCCAAAAACAUUUGGGAACAAUUUUAAAAAGUUUAUGGACAAUAUAUUAAUGAAUUAGGUCUAACAAAAUGGUACUCCAAUACCUUAAAAUAUGGAAAUGUUUUUAAAUAAAAAAAAUAAAGGGCAGUAAUCAACUUACAACCUUAAAGAUUUUAAAGCUUUAUUUAAUAAUGAAGCAUGUAGUAAAUGGUUUUAAUUUUACAUAUAACAUUGUGCCUUUUUAGAUUUGAUAUAAUCUAAUAGAAUUGAAAAUAUUGAAGAAUACAUUUUGUUUAUAGAAUAAUAUUUGACAGGUGCUUAAAAUCCAGAAUAUUUUAUAAAAAAUAGAUAAUAAAAAAAAAAAGAAGCAGCCAAAUAGUAGAAAAUUUAGAAGAAAUUAGAUGAAAUGCAAUUAGAUAAUGAUUCCAAUAUUCAGUUUAUAGGUUAUCAUGAAGAUUAAUCUUCUGA